Messenger RNA from Hydra vulgaris (swiftwater hydra), 782 nucleotides. The record is from RefSeq and is a predicted model, not a curated record. NCBI's taxonomy places the organism in Eukaryota, Metazoa, Cnidaria, Hydrozoa, Anthoathecata, Hydridae.
GAAUAGAAUUUUAUUAUGCGCAAUCGUUGUUCUUGGAUGCAUUAUGUUAGCUAUUCUCACGAGUGAUCCUCCAAAUCAAAAGACUUUUCCAUUAGAUCAUUAUUAUGUAACUCCUGAAGUGUUUCAGCUUAAGAUAGAUAACAUGACUAAAAUAUUUUCAAAUCAAGAGAAAAUGUUUUGGCAAAAGAUAAAUAAGCUUGGAUACAAACACCUAGAAAGGGUGUUUAAAAAUGAUACAAGCAAUCUACAACCAUUUACAAUGUUAAUAGCUAGUUAUAAUGGAACAAAUUUUACAAUGAAAUGCUUUUUAAAAGAAUUAGGAUUGGCUUUUACAUAUAAAAGCUAUGAUACUUUAUUUUCUGAAGGAGCCAACAAAGUAAGUUUAGAUAAUCAGAUUCAGGAAAGUUUAAAAUCUCUUCAGAAGUAUGUCGUUGUGACAAAUAUUGAACAGAUGACAUAUGAUACAGCAAGCAUAUUCAUGAACUAUGCUGAUGAACACGUUGAUAGUGCAGUAAUAAGUUUUCCACAAUCUACUAUAAUUAUGACAGCUGAGAUGCCAUUUUCUUUUCCUGAAAACAAUACAAAUUAUAACAGAAUAAAGGAAGAGGAGAAAGUCAUGAAGUAUUUUGUUGAUGAGAUCUGGGGUCCUGAUAAAAACAAAGCUUCAGCGUUGUGGUCUCGAAUCGGAAAUGUUGUGCUUUUAUUAAAACCUGAAAGCUUGACUAAUUUCGAACUUUGUCAUUAAAUACUUUUUGUUAUAUAAUAAAACUUUUUACAAAUAA